CACAUUUUCAGGGUCCCAUAAAGUGAAACCAUACAUCUGGAAACAAACUAAUACACAUUCCCGGAGGACGGUGCGUUUUAUGUUGCGGUGCAUGUGUGUUAUGUUAUGGAGUGCGCACAUGGUGAGAGGUUGCGCCAGAGUUGGUUAUAUAAACCCAACCCUCCACUUGGCCACAGCUGCCUCUUACUCUUCUUCCCCAGGUCUUUGUUCAUUCGCUCUGACUGAGCGCAAACAGUCACCAGUGUACAGCCAGGAACAAGAAGAGACACGUGCAAACAGAGAGGAGUGACUGGAUUUAUCCAAGGCGGACUCCGCACUGGACUUUAAAAAAGGUAAAACGCUCUACUGAGAGGAGGCUCACAAGCUUGAGAGGAGUAUAGCAACUGACCUGAGUGCAUCCGGACAGGUUGAGGUGGAUGAGAUUGUGGCAGCCCUUCCCUGUGGUCAGCUCUUCUUACAGAAAGAACAAUCCCUGCGGGGCUCAGGAUGCGAGCGAACUCCUCACUCCCCUUAGCCUUCCUGCUCCUCCUCCUGCUCCCCUCCGCCGAAAUGAAAAGACCGGGGAAGGGUAGAGGCCUCAGAGGAGCAAGACACAAACUUACACGGGACAGGGUAAGGGGUGCUGGGCGUCACAGCAGAUCAGGCCCCUCCAGGCUUGCGGCACCACACUGCUCAGAGUUGACAGAAUCUCGAGACGUCUUUGUAGACUGUCAGGAUCGGCGCCUCACCUCUAUUCCCACCUCGCAGACCUGGUCCAAACAACCAAAGCACCUCCUUCUAGCCCGCAACCGGAUCAAAGUCCUUCGUGAAGGGGCCUUCUUUGGAUAUGAGAGUUUAACUAGUCUGGACCUGCAGCAGAACCAGAUCUCUUUAGUGGAGGAAGGGGCCUUCCAGGGUCUGACACGCCUUACAACGCUGCUGCUGCAGCAUAACCACCUGGGAACACUUAGCGAGGAGGCCCUCAUCCCCAUGCCAAACCUUGGCUACCUACGCCUAUAUGAUAAUCCCUGGAGCUGUCUCUGCCCGAUGGACAGCCUCAUACGAACCCUUCAGGUCCCGAGCAACCGUAAUCUAGGAAAUCAUGCCAGGUGCGCAGAGCCCAUCAGGCUAAAAGGCAUUAAGUUGAAGAAAGUGGACCCAGAGUUACUCUGCAAGGAGACAGGUCCAACUGACGACCCACAGGGCGACCAGACAGAUUCCACAUACCCUGUAGAGCCCAUUCCAAUUCGCACUAAACCAGACGCCACCACAUCUUGCCAUACCUACCUCUUCCCCCAAAUACGGAUGGACUGCAGUAACCGAGGUUUAUCUGAGGUGCCCACAGGUAUUCCAGAGGAUGUUGUUCAUAUUGAUCUGUCCCAUAAUUCAAUCAGCCAUCUCAGAGCCAGAGAUUUCCAAGGAGCGAGGAGCCUCAGAACCCUAAACUUCAGCAGUAACAACAUGGAGCACAUUGACAAGGGUUCCCUGUCUGGGCUCCUGCACCUUCGUGAGCUGGACCUGUCCGACAACAGCCUGCAUUUUGUCCAGUACGGGGUUCUUGAAGACCUUUACUUCCUGUCGCAGCUAAAACUAGGAGAAAACCCCUGGGUGUGUGACUAUAGCAUCCACUACAUGGUGUACUGGCUGCAUCUCCACCCAGGGGUGAGGCACUCUGGCCUGCGGUGUCGCUCCCCUCCUGAACAUACUGGGGAGAGUGUGGAGGAGUAUGUGCACUCCUACAACAGAGAGUGUCCAAAGGACAGACAGCACAGCAGAACAGAUCAAGACGAAACAGACCCUGAAUUAUGGAACACACCAAUGGAAGUGCAGGGGGAGCUGGAGGAGGAGCUAGAGCCGAGUCACUUGAGAGCACCCCAGAAAUACCAGAUCAUCAGGCUGACCUGACUCAAGCGAACAUUUGACCUAAAAUCUGACUUUAAAAAGCUUCUUUGUUUUCCUUUCUUUCAAUAUUAUAAGACAGUCUGUAUCAGAUGGAGAAACUACAUUUUUCAGUGUUGCUUUUAUAUUUUGUCAUUUUUAUCAAAAUACAUGAUUUCUUGAC
Messenger RNA from Chelmon rostratus (copperband butterflyfish), 2041 nucleotides. RefSeq names its product leucine-rich repeat-containing protein 17-like. Bases 487 to 1884 code for a protein of 465 amino acids. Gene Ontology annotation, cellular component: plasma membrane. The transcript has 7 exons. NCBI's taxonomy places the organism in Eukaryota, Metazoa, Chordata, Actinopteri, Chaetodontiformes, Chaetodontidae. Gene Ontology annotation, molecular function: protein binding. The record is from RefSeq and is a predicted model, not a curated record.